UUCGGUGACUUGAAGACUGGUACUUUGACUCCCCUCAUCAUUCCAGCAUUUUCUAUUCGCUUUUCUCGCCGCUUCCAACACUGAACCCCCGUGCCACCCUCGCUCGUCCACAUCCAGGUUGCCAUACAUCACAGGACAACAAUCAUUUCUCAUGAGACGCCUAUCUUUGGGAGAAAACAUCACUGGAAACCUUAGGAAAUCAGCUGGCCAUCGCUUGGUUACAUAACUUAUUUGAACUUAUUUUUAUUCCGAGUCGCUGACGAGGCUGACCCAUUUGGAUUCAGUUUUCCGGGAAAACAGUUUUUGUUGUUGUCAUUAUUUUUUUUAAUUUAGCUAAUAGGUAACAUUCCAUAGCCGCGUUUGGGAAAACCCCAACACGGCUUCGUCGUUGUUGUUUUUUUUCUACUUGUUGUACUCAGUUUAGCGCCAAGUAGCUUCAUCAUGGCAGGUCCGAACUCUCUGGACGCCGUGAAGAGAAAGAUCCAGUGUUUGCAGCAGCAGGCGGACGAGGCUGAGGACCGCGCGCAGGUCCUGCAGCGCGAGCUGGACAGUGAACGGGAACUGCGCGAGAAAGCGGAGGGUGACGUAGCGGCUCUGAACCGCAGGAUUCAGCUGGUGGAGGAGGAGCUGGACCGGGCCCAGGAGAGGCUGGCCACCGCGCUUCAAAAGCUGGAGGAGGCGGAGAAGGCCGCGGACGAGAGUGAGAGAGGCAUGAAGGUGAUUGAGAACCGGGCCAGUAAGGACGAGGAGAAGAUGGAGAUUCAGGAAAUGCAGCUUAAAGAGGCCAAACACAUUGCUGAGGAGGCAGACCGCAAGUAUGAGGAGGUGGCUCGUAAACUGGUGAUCCUGGAGGGAGAGCUGGAGAGGGCGGAGGACAGGGCCGAGGUGUCAGAACAUAAAGCCGGUGGGCUGGAGGAGGAACUGAAGAAUGUGACCAACAACCUUAAGUCUCUAGAAGCCCAGUCCGAGAAGUACUCUGAGAAGGAAGACAAGUACGAGGAGGAAAUUAAGGUUCUCAGUGACAAGUUGAAGGAGGCUGAGACUCGUGCUGAGUUCGCCGAGAGGACAGUGGCCAAACUGGAAAAAUCCAUUGACGACCUGGAAGAGCAAUUAUCAAGCGCCAAAGAAGAUAACCUGGGUAUGCAUCAAGUUUUGGACCAGACUCUGCUGGAGCUCAACAGCUUAUAAACACAUAAGAGACGAAGAGGAUGACAUAGAGUCACGUUACAUUCCAUCAAUGUUCAACAUAUUCCACACUUUCAGCUGGAUAUAUUUUUCCUCCAGUGAGAAAACAGGGUGUUAACUUAAAACUUGUAUCCUGAUGUUUUUUUGUUUUUUGUUAAUUCUUACUUAUUUUAAGGCACAGCUUUCUUUAUGUCUUUUAAAAUUACAAAAUCAUUCCAACACCAUUACAUUUAUUGAGUUCCUCCUUCUUUUGGCAUUUUCUUCAACACUCUUUGACCACUUUUAUACGAACAAUGGACAAUGAAUAUAUGCCUGGCCACUCAAGACAUUUAUUUUUAUCACCCAUGCCAUAUUAUAUAGUGGAUGACAUGAUUUAGCUCUCUUUACGAAUGGCUCUUUAGUGCCAUCUAGAGUAUUUUUGGAUGAAAGUCAAAUGUUUCCCUCAUAAUGGUGAUUGAACGUAUGCUCAUUUUUGACAGCCCAGUAAACUUUGUUGUUUUAUCUCUCCUUUGAUUGUUUGGCUGGUGACGGUUUUGCAAUUUCUAUCUCUUUGUUGCUCCCUGUUCUAAAAAUAUUUUAGUGUCAGCAUCGUCAAAUUGUGGUUUCAAUGGUCAAAGCAAAACUAUGCUAUCAGUCAUUAGCGCCCGCUGUUUCACAAUCAAACAGGCCUAUGCAAAAAAAUUACGCAUCCAUCAUUUAAUAACAAAAACAAAAUUUUCUUUCUCUGCAAAUAUUAUUAGAUUCCUUGGUCUAAAACGGAUCCAAUCAAACAGACUCUGUAAAGACCGGGUCCUAUGUGAUCUAUGGUAAUCAGCAAGAGCCUGUA
Molecule: messenger RNA, 2011 nt
Organism: Gadus chalcogrammus (walleye pollock)
Lineage: Eukaryota; Metazoa; Chordata; Actinopteri; Gadiformes; Gadidae
Gene: tpm4a
Product: tropomyosin 4a
Exons: 8
Coding region: 442-1188 (248 amino acids)
Biological process (GO): actin filament organization; muscle contraction
Cellular component (GO): actin filament
Molecular function (GO): actin filament binding
Source: RefSeq, a predicted model, not a curated record